Suillus clintonianus is the source of this 2297-nucleotide messenger RNA. RefSeq lists its product as uncharacterized. The coding region runs from base 64 to 2019 and encodes 651 amino acids. Lineage: Eukaryota; Fungi; Basidiomycota; Agaricomycetes; Boletales; Suillaceae. The record is from RefSeq and is a predicted model, not a curated record. The transcript has 4 exons.
AGCUCGACGACGACGACGACCACGAGGACAUUCAAGAUUGUCGGUGCACUUCGACGCGUUCCAAUGCCAGUCACUCAUUUGAUGUCUGCUCAAGUUUCCCCACUCGCUCUCAUCAUCCCCCGACCACAUAUUCCUUCAGCUAUCAGACCCCGUCUUUCAACAAGUUCUUUUCUUUCUUCCACUCCACGCACUCCUUCUCGUAGCCCAGUCGCGUCUCAUAUUUUCAUUUCGCCCCCGGCUCCUAAUAGAAACAGUUGUGACUCUUGGAAUAGUUCAAACUACGACUUCGACGACCCUAGUGUAGAGUGGAAGGAGGAUGAGGUCAGAUUACUUGGCAGGACCUUGGACGCGCUACCUUCUCAUCUUAUCACGCCUUUCAACGGCUCAGUUCCGCCUCCGAACCUUCUCGACAAGAUUGCGCGCGGUAUCACUGCUGCAAAGGGCCCCAAUGACUGGCCCCAUUCCGUUACCGCGACGCGUACCAAAUUGCUCGACUUGGCCCGUGCAAGAGCAAUGGAGGAGCGGAAGAGGUCCAUUAUUGACGAGGACGUCAUCUUUCUCAGCGGAAAUGCACAUCGUCCGGGAGAUUGUGCUGAGCGCAACGAUACUUCACCGGACGUCCUUCAACCUACUACAAACACUCCUAAGCGCCACCCACUAUACAGGCAGUCCAGCAUGGAUUUCAUGACCGAUGCAAAGGUUGAUCAUAAGGAAAGCAUUGCUCGCCUUUCGCACCGUCUACAACGACACGAGCAUACUUUCCACCACCCCUCAUCAACGCUCAACGCCUCACAGAGCAAUAUGCGAAAGUCUACUGCAUCCUCAAGUUCCAACUCCACCUUUGGCACUCCCGUUUCCGGAUCUGUGCCUCUGCGUCCGUCCUCUCUGCGCAGGUCAUCCACUUUGACCCUCGCAAGUUCCUGCGACAUGCGCGUAGACGCAGAAGGUGACAAUGAGAAUCUUUUCAAGACUUCAGAAUCUCGCCGUAGCGGGGGGUAUGCCGACCUAGCCCUGGGCGCUACUGUCGGUGUCAAGGUCAAGAAACCUUCUGCGCAGCCUGUUACCCCAAGGACACCUUCAACGAGGAAAGUCAAACCGCCUUUUUCCACCACAAAUUCAAAUUCAAAAACUAAAAUUCCCGCUCUAUCUGUGAUCUCCCCACCAAAGACACCUCCAUCCAAACCUCGAGUACUUCCCACCACCGCAAUCAAAGCAGCCACACCGAUCAAGCAGCCUAAAUUCCGCAAGGGACACAUGCCUUCCCUAUCCGUCUCCUCUGACGAAGAGGAGAAUGCACGUUCUCAACGUGCGAAGAAACCCCGUACGAGGGAACCUUCGUGGUCACUCAUCGCGUCCUCAGAUCCACAUGCACGACAGUCCCUUUCCCAAUUGGCAGCAUCGCAAAUUACAACUACAAGUUCUGUGCACAGGGAUUUGGCGAAGAAACGCGAAUCAGGGCGGAGUGCUAUUUUAGCCAAGGCUUCUUCCAGCUCGUCGGAUAAUGACAAUGAAUUUUCGACGGCGAGUGUAGAGACCGCUGCUACGUCUGUCUCGCUGUCCACAUCUGCUGCACCCAUGCCCGUGCCCAAGGUCAUGAUGAAGCAGAAGGCGGAGGAGAAGGCGGAACCGAAGCUAACGACGAAGUCAAAGCCCAUUCGUCGCAACCUCAUGCGCAACCCGUCCAUGUUCGGCCCCGAGCUCCCGUGUCCACAAGCAACCCCAUCGCCUCCAUCGCGCAUCCCGCUGUCGUCUCCUAUCGAAUCUCCUGUUUCUGUGUCCCCGAGUACACCAGGGUCUCCGAGUACGCCUCCCAUGUCCCCAAGUAUAAUUGCCACACCUCUACUUUCUAUUCAGACGCGGACGCCUCUACUCUCUAUCCAGGCACAGACGCAGGCACGUCCACGCACACUUCGCCGUGCUGCGCGUAGGAUCUCGUUUGGGAGUUUAAGGGCUGCGAGUCCAGUUCUGUCCGGUGAGAGUGGGAUGGUUGCACUUGGGAGUGCGUUCCAGCUUGCUUGAUAUUGCUCUUGAUGGUUUGGUGUGAGCAGUGCUCGCACACCUAUCGUAUCUUUGAUGCUUCAUUUUUGAUUUCCUCGUUCCCUCUGGUUUCAUUUUUGUAUGUUUUGGAUUUCGUGUACUUGUAUGUCUUUCACGAUUGCUCCAUCUACUUCAUCUAACGAGUCUUUUCUGAUUGCUUCCCCCCAUUUCUUCCCUUUCCUUCCGCUUUCCUUUCUUUUCGUCUUUUCGUUAGUCGUUCGUAGUUUUCUUCUUACUUAUGGUGUUGCUUAUUUUCUCAC